CUCUCGGCCGCUGUGCCUGAGACACGGCACUCCGGACACUGCCGUCACCUCAGCAGCUCACGUCUGAACAUGAUUACGACCCAGGAACCCCCUGUGAUGAACUGGUGGAAGGACAAUUUCUGGAUCAUCUUAGCUGUGGCCAUCAUCAUAGUCUCUGUGGCCCUGGGCCUCAUACUGUACUGUGUCUGUAGGCGGCUGUUCAGACAAGGCAAUAAAUUGGAAAUUGCAAAGCCCAUGAAACAGAAGCAAAAAGAUGAAGAAAUGAUGUAUGAGAAUGUUACUGAUCAAUCAUCAGUUCAAUUACCUCCUCUGCCACCCAGGGAUUUUCUUUCUCAACAAGAUGCCUCCCCACAAGAAACCCCAAGUGCGCCGCCAGCAACAUACUCAUUGGUAAAUAAAAUUAGAAAUAAGGAAACGGUUUCCAUCCCGAGCUACAUCGAGCCUGAAUGUGACUAUGAUGAUGUGGAAAUGCCUGCAGGUAUGGAAAAUCAUCUCUCUGAAAAAGCCGUUUCUUCUUUUUGGAAAGCUGAAGAGAGUUCACACGGCUUUUUUUAAAACCAUCAAGAAUGGUUGAACUUCCAUGUGUCCAGUCCCGAAAGCAGCGGUAACGUUAUGAGGCUGCAUAAGACAAGCACUUCUGAACCUUAGAUGAAGAAGCUGUAGUGAUCAAACGAUGGCAGCCAGAGAAAGAUGCAGCCGCUCAGCCCUGAAGACCACGAGGAAUCAGGCCUUGAGCUUCUGUUGAGCGAGUUUCCACGGGAAGGACGGCUGGGCCUCCGGCUCCCACCCAGAGAACACACUCUGUUCUCAGCACUCUUCCCUCUUUCCUUCCCUUCUUUGUUCUGAGAGAUCUUAAAGCUUGGGGCUUGAUUGUGCAGAGCCUCCUAGGUUCCCAUCCCCAGCACCACAGCUAGGAACACAAGGUCCUGUUCCCACCAGCCCCACCCACCUCCUGCGUAGUGUCUGCGGGUGGCAGUUACAGCUGAGCGCUCUUGUGUGCAAGUCAUCCCGUCAGCCUUGUGAGUUCAAGGGUGGGGAAUGCUCUCUGUUCUUGUGAACCCUGCCCACCUACACACACACCUCAAACCCCAGUGCCUCUCUAUGACGUUGGCCAGUCUGACCAGAGUUCAAGUUCCCACCCUUGUUAUUUCCUGUACUUCCCAGUUGCACCAAAAUAAAAAAGGGACAGAUGUUACACAUAGAAGUGUCAUUUUGCAAUAUGUGUAUUGGGCUACAGGAAAAGUAGAGUUCCCCAGGAAAGAAGGGGGUGAUUAAACGGCAGAUUCAAGAUGAGAGUUCAGGGGCUUAAGGCCUUCCUGCAUAAUUUUCAUUACUACUUGCUCCGUAUAGACAGCCAAGGCCCUUCCCUCCAGAUCACUGUCCCUGAGCCUCUGGGAGGCAGCAUCUCCAGUAUGAAGUGCUGCAGCCCAUGAGAUGCCAGGGCAGUGGGCUACUGUCCUGCUAAACAAGUGCCUUCAUGUGGUCACUGGGCCUUACGUCAGCUUUGUAGGCUCCUGAACCCAAUUGGUUCUUUCAAGUUGAUCCACUAGAGCUGCAGGACUUGACACUUUCUAACCAGACUCACAAGACGCUGAUUUCUCAGCAGUCCCUGGAAAUGCAGCAGAAGAGCAGGGAGAGCAGAUGAGCUGUGAGAAGGCAUGGGAGGGACGGUGGGGUCGAGCACCUCUUCAGCGGAUGUCAAGCUUCCUCCCUCAACCAGUGCUAGACCAGGGGGACACAUCUUUCUCCCAGGCUGUGUCUUUAUAGAUGCCAUAGAGACUUCCGGCUUCCUGUUACUAUCUCUUUAUUUUAGGCCAGUGGUUCCCUCUCUAUGGUUUUAUAGAACUCUGGUAUUCAACACACCAAAGAGAGGACCCUUUUCCAAAAUUAUAGAAAAUAAGUUAACAAACAGAAGUGUUUUACACAUAUGUUUUCCUCUUGUAAACUUUCUAUAAACUGUCCACAUCUGUGACAACAGUUAAAGGCAAAUGCCUCUCAUAGCAUCGGCAGGCUGUAACUUCCUGUCUACCUGUCCUCCUCAACUGGACUGAGCACGGCAUGGGGACAGAGACUGCAUUUCUCUUUGCCUCACUGUUCUCUCUCCGCCCAUUCAAUGCCCAGGCACUUUGUAGAUACUCAAUAAAAAUGUUGACUAAGUGAUCAAUUGAAUGAAUAAACUCCGCUGGAACCUCACCACUCCCUGUACUUGGCCCUGUGAAAAACAUUCCUCUGUCUGCACUGCAGUUGCCUGGUUACAUUUCCAUUCUCCUGUGUUAA
Pteronotus mesoamericanus is the source of this 2277-nucleotide messenger RNA. RefSeq names its product SLP adaptor and CSK interacting membrane protein (gene SCIMP). The transcript has 5 exons. The coding region runs from base 70 to 555 and encodes 161 amino acids. Gene Ontology annotation, cellular component: membrane; tetraspanin-enriched microdomain; immunological synapse. The record is from RefSeq and is a predicted model, not a curated record. NCBI's taxonomy places the organism in Eukaryota, Metazoa, Chordata, Mammalia, Chiroptera, Mormoopidae.